AGUUUGUAGACCACACCCUCCUCGGUGAAGCUAUAAUUCCCUUGUCCUAAAGGAACUCCGGAAUCAAGUAGAAGACAGGUUCAUGUAGUCGCAGUUCGACAUAAAAAAUGAAUCAAUCCGAAUAUAAAUCUCCAGGAAAGCAAUGUACCACCAAUUUGCAGUUGCAUUCACCCGUUGUGCAGCUCAACGUUGGUGGCCGGCUGUACAGCACAUCGCUGGGCACCCUGCGGAGGUUCCCCAGCUCGAAGCUGGCCGAGAUGUUUAACGGGCAGCCCAAGCUCAGGACGGACGCCGAGGGACGCUACUUCAUUGACCGCGAUGGGACGCACUUCAGACACGUCCUGGAGUUCCUCCGCACCCAGCGGCUGCCCACCGAGAACGUGCCGGAAGUCUACAAGGAAGCCCUCUUCUACGACAUCGAGCCCUUAGCCAAGCAGCUGGAGGACUCGCCGCAGAUAUUUGGGGAGGUGGUGGGCAGGCAGCAGUUCCUGGCCAGGGUGCCCAACUACCGGGAGAACCUGGAGGUGAUCAUCAGGAUAGCGCGGGCGGAGGCCAUGGCCGCUCGCCACUCCAGCGUCAUCGUGAGUGUCUUGAGGACGGAGGAGGACUCUGCGCGGUACAACGACGCCAUCAACAGCCUGGAUGCCGAUAAAGAAUCGGUGGUGAGGUUCGGCCCUUGGAAAGCAUCGCCUACCGCCAUGGACCUGCUGGACUGUGUCAAAAUGGACAUCGAGGCCAAAGGCUACAAGAUCAGUUACCAGCAGCACGUUGCGGACAAGGGAUUCCGUUUCAAAAGCUACGACUUCUUCUACAAAUUCAUAUUCACUUGGUGGUAGUGCCAGCUAACGGUACACUCAAUAUUAGCCUCUUGAUGAAUUCUUGGCACCUGAGUUGCUUUUGCAGAUCACCUUGUUGGUCUGGCCUUCGACAUUUUCUGUUCAGGUUAAGCCUGGAUAGUGGCUGAAAUUUAACUUGCCCCUGGACGUCCAGAUCAGCAUUUUAGCAGAAAAGGAAAAAGCAAAAACAAGACUGAGUAACAAGGAGAAAUUUGUCAACUCAUAUUUUUGCAUUUCUUUAUUGGUUCAUCAUGUGAUGUUACCAAAAAAUCAAUUUGCUUAGUCCAUGGAUUUCAACAUUUGGAUGAUUGACAGCUUACUUUUCCCUCUUCUUUGACUUAUCUCCUACUCCGAGUUCUGGACAACCUCUUCUUUUUGCAGGGAGUUGUUUUAAAGAAGUAGUUUCUAUAGAAGGGAACAAAUGACUUUUUUUCUAUUGACUGUGAUUGUUAUCUAUAUGAUUGUUGUAGAGCUAUAUUAUGUUAAUGUUCUAUGUUUAAUCAGUGACAAAUUAUUAAUUGUGAAAUGAGUGUAUAUAAACAUAAAGACUAGAUAUUUUUUUACAAGAUUCUUUUCUUUGUCCUUUGAAUAAAAUCAACAGAAACUCUUA
Molecule: messenger RNA, 1446 nt
Organism: Lepisosteus oculatus (spotted gar)
Lineage: Eukaryota; Metazoa; Chordata; Actinopteri; Semionotiformes; Lepisosteidae
Gene: kctd14
Product: potassium channel tetramerization domain containing 14
Biological process (GO): protein homooligomerization
Molecular function (GO): protein binding
Source: RefSeq, a predicted model, not a curated record